Messenger RNA from Stylophora pistillata, 949 nucleotides. Its product is annotated as MICAL-like protein 2. NCBI's taxonomy places the organism in Eukaryota, Metazoa, Cnidaria, Anthozoa, Scleractinia, Pocilloporidae. Gene Ontology annotation, molecular function: protein binding. The record is from RefSeq and is a predicted model, not a curated record.
UAUUAUGACAACGUCAUUUGCAAACGUGAGGUCGACAAACGACGAAACUGAAAAACAAAUCUCUCUUUCUACGCUGAUGAGCCAGAGUUUCCGCCGUAGGAAGAGAUAAACCUUAGCUACUCAAAUGUGAAUUCUUUGAACGAGAAAUAUUUUAAAUGUUCUUCGCUGGGUUAAAAAAAAUGUCCAAACAACAAAAAAAUCUCGCAGCUGGUACAUUGCAUGGGAAAGAAGCGUUACUCGAAUGGUGUAAGCGACAAACAGUGGGAUAUAAGAACGUUCGUGUGUCUAACAUGACCACCUCAUGGCGAGAUGGAUUGGCUUUUUGUGCUAUAAUACACCGCUACAAGCCGGACCUCAUAGAUUUUCAGAAUCUAUCAAAGGAUGACAUGUUGAAAAAUAACGAAAUGGCUUUUAAGGUAGCAGAGGAACACCUUGGUAUCCCAGCUUUGUUGGACGCGAGAGAUCUGGUUUCUAUGGAUGUUCCGGAUGAACAAAGCAUUAUGACAUAUCUUUCUUCGCUGUUUUUUGGUCUGAACAACUUCAAACCUUCAGACAACACAACGGAAACAAACAACAAUACGAUAGCAAAAGGGAAACCCAAGCGAUAUCUAUUUGAUAUUCUGGCCGACGAAGCGUACAAGCGACGGUUCAAACUCAGACAGCGCGAAAUAGUCGAAGAACAAUGUACAGAUACCGAAGUGACUGCUUAAGAAACUAUAUAGUACGGAUAUUUUUUUAACGAAAUUAAUACACAAGCGAUACAAGUCGUAACUUCGAGAUUUCAUUGACCCUGCGAUUUUUCAAGAUGACGGUUACAUUACUGUCGAGUAAGAUGGAUUAAUAUCGAAUCGAUCAAAGAUAAAAUGCAACAGUGCCCAUAUGAGCAAUUAAACCUUUGAGAUUCUCUUCAACUACUUUGAAAAUAAACUAUAAUCAAAUUUUGCCACAA